AUGUUGUGGAAACUAUCAGCUGGAAGCUACUGCAUCCAACCAACAGUCGAGACAACAAAGAUUGUCCUGAGACUGCUGAAGAGUAUGAACGAGCUACAAGCCUACCUUUUGCUUACGUUUAGGUACAACUACUCACCUGCUGAAAAGACAGCACUCAUCCAAACAAUAUCGAUGAUAAAGGGCUUGCAGUCGUUAUUGGGGCGCAUAGAAUCGUCUCUUUCAAAUGCUAUAAGACGGCAUGUAUACACUGAGCUACAAACAUUUGUCCAGCAUGCUUUCAACGAACCAAUACAGAAGGCUGUCAAGGGCAAAAAAGACCUACUGGCCAGAAAAUAUUGUUUGGAAGCGCAUCAAAAUAUUUCGUGUUUAGCAUAUUACAAUCCGUCCGAGAUACUUGCGUUGAUACGUAUUCAAUGGAGUCACGACCUUCAGUGGAAAAGGUAAAA
Messenger RNA from Cylicostephanus goldi, 446 nucleotides. NCBI's taxonomy places the organism in Eukaryota, Metazoa, Nematoda, Chromadorea, Rhabditida, Strongylidae. The record is from the annotation of a GenBank genome assembly.